This is a messenger RNA of Puma concolor (puma), 2427 nucleotides long. It is a transcript of the gene TRPC1, whose product is annotated as transient receptor potential cation channel subfamily C member 1. Gene Ontology annotation, molecular function: inositol 1,4,5 trisphosphate binding; store-operated calcium channel activity; protein binding. Gene Ontology annotation, cellular component: cation channel complex; plasma membrane. NCBI's taxonomy places the organism in Eukaryota, Metazoa, Chordata, Mammalia, Carnivora, Felidae. Gene Ontology annotation, biological process: calcium ion transmembrane transport; regulation of cytosolic calcium ion concentration. The record is from RefSeq and is a predicted model, not a curated record.
GCCCCGCCUCCGUCUCCUGGCCUGCCCCCUUCAUGGGCCGCGAUGAUGGCGGCCCUAUACCCGAGCACGGACCUCUCGGGCGCUUCCUCCUCCUCCCUACCUUCCUCCCCAUCCUCCUCUUCGUCGCCGAACGAAGUGAUGGCGCUGAAGGAUGUGCGGGAGGUGAAGGAGGAGAACACCCUGAAUGAGAAGCUUUUCUUGCUGGCGUGCGACAAGGGUGACUAUUAUAUGGUUAAAAAGAUUUUGGAGGAAAACAGUUCAGGUGACUUGAACAUAAAUUGCGUAGAUGUGCUUGGGAGAAAUGCUGUUACCAUAACUAUUGAAAACGAAAACUUGGAUAUACUACAGCUUCUUUUGGACUACGGUUGUCAGUCCGCAGAUGCACUUUUGGUGGCAAUCGACUCUGAAGUAGUGGGAGCUGUUGAUAUACUACUUAAUCAUCGACCAAAACGAUCAUCAAGACCAACUAUAGUAAAACUAAUGGAGCGAAUUCAAAAUCCUGAGUAUUCAACAACUAUGGAUGUUGCACCUGUCAUUUUAGCUGCUCAUCGUAACAACUAUGAAAUUCUUACAAUGCUGUUAAAACAGGAUGUAUCUCUACCCAAGCCCCAUGCAGUUGGCUGUGAAUGCACAUUGUGCUCUGCAAAAAACAAAAAGGACAGCCUCCGACAUUCCAGGUUUCGUCUUGAUAUAUAUCGCUGUUUGGCCAGUCCAGCUCUAAUAAUGUUAACAGAGGAGGAUCCAAUUCUGAGAGCAUUUGAACUUAGUGCUGAUUUAAAAGAAUUAAGCCUUGUGGAGGUGGAAUUCAGGAAUGAUUAUGAGGAAUUAGCCCGGCAAUGUAAAAUGUUUGCUAAAGAUUUGCUUGCACAAGCCCGGAAUUCACGAGAAUUGGAAGUUAUCCUAAACCAUACAUCUAGUGAUGAACCUCUUGACAAACGGGGAUUACUAGAAGAAAGAAUGAAUUUAAGUCGUCUAAAACUUGCUAUCAAAUAUAACCAAAAGGAGUUUGUCUCCCAGUCUAACUGCCAGCAGUUCCUGAACACUGUUUGGUUUGGACAGAUGUCAGGCUACCGACGUAAGCCCACCUGUAAGAAGAUAAUGACUGUUUUGACAGUUGGUAUCUUUUGGCCAGUUUUGUCACUUUGUUAUUUGAUAGCUCCCAAAUCUCAGUUUGGCAAAAUCAUUCACACUCCUUUUAUGAAAUUUAUUAUUCAUGGAGCAUCAUAUUUCACAUUCCUGCUGUUACUAAACCUAUAUUCUCUUGUCUACAAUGAGGAUAAGAAAAACACAAUGGGGCCAGCCCUUGAAAGAAUAGACUAUCUUCUUAUACUGUGGAUUAUUGGGAUGAUUUGGUCAGACAUUAAAAGACUCUGGUAUGAAGGGUUGGAAGACUUUUUAGAAGAAUCCCGUAAUCAACUCAGUUUUGUCAUGAAUUCACUUUAUUUGGCAACUUUUGCCCUCAAAGUGGUUGCUCACAACAAGUUUCAUGAUUUUGCUGAUCGGAAGGACUGGGAUGCAUUCCAUCCUACUCUGGUGGCAGAAGGGCUUUUUGCAUUUGCAAAUGUUCUAAGUUAUCUUCGUCUCUUUUUUAUGUAUACAACAAGCUCCAUAUUGGGUCCAUUACAGAUUUCAAUGGGACAGAUGUUACAAGAUUUUGGAAAAUUUCUUGGGAUGUUCCUUCUUGUUUUGUUUUCUUUCACAAUUGGACUGACACAACUGUAUGAUAAAGGCUAUACCCCAAAAGAACAGAAGGACUGUGUGGGCAUCUUCUGUGAACAGCAAAGUAAUGAUACCUUCCAUUCGUUCAUUGGCACUUGCUUUGCUUUGUUCUGGUAUAUUUUCUCCUUAGCACAUGUGGCAAUCUUUGUCACAAGAUUUAGUUAUGGAGAAGAAUUGCAGUCCUUUGUUGGAGCUGUUAUUGUUGGGACAUACAAUGUCGUGGUUGUGAUCGUGCUUACCAAGCUGCUGGUGGCAAUGCUUCAUAAAAGCUUUCAGUUGAUAGCAAAUCAUGAAGACAAGGAAUGGAAGUUUGCUCGAGCAAAGUUGUGGCUUAGCUACUUUGAUGACAAAUGUACAUUACCCCCACCUUUCAAUAUUAUUCCUUCACCAAAGACUAUUUGCUAUAUGAUUAGUAGCCUCAGUAAGUGGAUUUGCUCUCAUACAUCAAAAGGCAAGGUUAAACGGCAAAACAGUUUAAAGGAAUGGAGAAAUUUGAAACAAAAGAGAGAUGAAAACUACCAAAAAGUGAUGUGCUGCCUAGUGCAUCGUUACUUGACAUCCAUGAGACAGAAGAUGCAAAGUACAGAUCAGGCAACCGUGGAAAAUCUAAAUGAACUACGCCAAGAUCUUUCAAAAUUCCGAAAUGAAAUAAGGGAUUUACUUGGCUUUCGGACUUCUAAAUAUGCUAUGUUUUACCCAAGAAAUUAA